Lindgomyces ingoldianus is the source of this 162-nucleotide messenger RNA. RefSeq lists its product as uncharacterized. NCBI's taxonomy places the organism in Eukaryota, Fungi, Ascomycota, Dothideomycetes, Pleosporales, Lindgomycetaceae. The transcript has a single exon. The record is from RefSeq and is a predicted model, not a curated record. The annotation marks the transcript as partial.
CAUAGGCCUUUAUAUAUUAACGCUAUUCUUAUACAAUCUUGCAGAAGGGCAGUGGACAACCUGUGCAGCGCAUGCUAUGGCGCUGUCUCAGGCCCACAACUGUUCCUAGAGUGCUGCUGCGCUAAGGGGCACUUUAGCAGAGCAUGUAGCAAUUAUAAAUAG